This is a messenger RNA of Entamoeba dispar SAW760, 1035 nucleotides long. Its product is annotated as poly(A) RNA polymerase cid11, putative. Gene Ontology annotation, molecular function: nucleotidyltransferase activity. The record is from RefSeq and is a predicted model, not a curated record. The transcript has 5 exons. Lineage: Eukaryota; Evosea; Mastigamoebida; Endamoebidae. Gene Ontology annotation, biological process: RNA 3'-end processing. Bases 1 to 1035 code for a protein of 344 amino acids.
AUGUCGCUUUCAAACGAUGGACGACGUAUGAGAGGAAUGAGUGAUAGAAGAAUGAAGAGAGAUAAACCAUACAACAAAAGGAGAAAACAAGUAAAUUCACCUGAAGACAUACUUAAUGACCAAUUAGAAAAAAUAUUUGAGAGUGUCAUACUACCUGAUGAACUUGUUGAUAUGAGGUAUGAAGUAAUGCAACGAGUUGAACAAGUACUUAACCAGAAUUAUGUUGAUUUUCAUUUCAGAGCACAAGUCUAUGGAUCUACAGAUUAUGGACUAUGCUUAAAAGAUGGUGAUUUAGAUAUAUGUUGUACAAGUCAAUCAGGAAGACAAGUGAAUGCAAUUGUAUUAGAAUCUUUUGCUGAGUGUUUCAAAAGAAAUAAUUUUGAAAUUAAAAAUGUUAUUGAAAAAGCAAAAGUUCCAAUUAUUAAAAUGAUUGACUUAGGAACUAAAGUUAGUAUUGACUUAUCAUUUAACCAACCAGUUGCUCAAAUACACUCUGAAUUUUUUUCUACAAUGAUUCAUUGUAAUAAACAUUUUAGAAUUGUUGCUGUAUUAUUAAAAUAUUGGUUAAAAACUAGAAACUUAAAUUGCCCAUUUAAAGGUGGUUUGUCAUCAGCAGCACUCUGUUUUAUGAUAUUACAUUAUUUUUCAUCAUUUGAACCACCAUUAUUUCCUUCAGAUUUUAGAUGUGCAAUGGAUAGAUGGCUUCGGUUAAGAAUAUUAGGAUCAAAAAUACCAACACAAAUUAUUAUUCAACACACACCUGCUAGUUUGAUAAAAGGUUUUUUCAAUUAUUUUAAAAAUUAUGAUUGGAAUGAACCAAUAACAAUAAAAUAUUUUGGACCACCUGAUGAGUUAUUCAUUAUUCCUGCUGUGAUGACUGUAUUAGAUCCAACAUCUUUUGAAAAUUGUACUAAAGGUGUUUCAAUGGAUGGAUUAAAAGCUUUAAAAAUGGAACUAACACGAGCGAGUAAAAUAUUAAAUGAAGAGAAUGAUUUUAAUAGAUUAUUAGAAAAACCUGUACCCUUUCCUGAAUAA